Cuscuta campestris is the source of this 7780-nucleotide messenger RNA. The record is from the annotation of a GenBank genome assembly. Lineage: Eukaryota; Viridiplantae; Streptophyta; Magnoliopsida; Solanales; Convolvulaceae.
GCCGCCGCCCGCCACUCUGCCUGAGCCAGGUCGUUGUGGACCUCAAAAAGAUGUAGAGAAAAUUAACAGUGUAUAGUAAUGGCAGCCGCCUCACAGUCUAUCCGUCAUCCACUUGCUGCUACCGGCGCUUGUAGUCUUGACGCUCUCAACAAUGUACUCUCUGACCUCUGCACCAGAGGAAAUCCUAAGGAUGGGGCUGCAGUAGCUUUGAGGCGGCUUGUUGAGGAAGAAGCUCGUGAUCUGAGUGGAGAUGCAUUUUCACGAUUUAUGGAUAAUCUCUAUGAGCGUAUUACUGUUCUUCUUGAGAGUAAUGAGGUUGCUGAAAAUUUGGGAGCUUUAAGGGCUAUAAAUGAAUUAAUAGAUGUCACUAUUGGGGAAAAUGCAUCAAAAGUAGCUAAAUUUUCCAAUUACAUGCGAAAUGUAUUUGAAGUAAAGCGUGAUACUGAAAUUCUGGUACUUGCUAGUCAAGUUUUAGGCCACCUAGCUAGGGCUGGUGGUGCAAUGACAGCUGAUGAAGUGGAAUGCCAGGUGAAAAAUGCACUUCAAUGGCUUAGUGGUGACAGAGUUGAGUAUCGCCGCUUUGCUGCUGUACUAAUAUUGAAAGAAAUGGCUGAAAAUGCUUCAACUGUAUUUAAUGUUCAUGUACCUGAGUUUGUGGACGCCAUUUGGGUUGCACUAAGAGAUCCAACACUUGCUGUUCGAGAGCGAGCUGUUGAAGCAUUGCGUGCAUGCCUCCGUGUUAUUGAAAAGCGCGAGACCCGCUGGCGUGUUCAAUGGUACUACCGUAUGUUUGAAGCCACCCAAGAUGGAUUGGGGAGAAAUGCUCCCAUCCACAGCAUUCAUGGCUCUCUUCUUGCAGUUGGAGAGCUUUUGAGGAAUACUGGAGAAUUCAUGAUGUCUAGAUACAGAGAAGUAGCUGAGAUUGUGCUUAGAUACCUGGAGCACCGGGAUCGCCUUGUUCGACUCAGCAUUACUUCUCUGCUGCCUCGAAUUGCCCAUUUCCUACGAGAUCGUUUUGUGACAAACUAUCUAACGAUAUGCAUGAAUCACAUACUCCACGUGCUUAAAAUACCUGCCGAACAAGCAAGUGGAUUCAUAGCUCUUGGAGAGAUGGCCGGUGCUCUAGAUGGAGAACUCAUUAACUAUUUGCCGACAAUAACAUCGCACCUUCGUGAUGCGAUUGCACCUCGUAGAGGCAGGCCUUCAAUGGAAGCAAUUGCUUGUGUUGGAAAUAUUGCAAAAGCAAUGGGUCCUGUGAUGGAGCCUCAUGUACGGGGUCUCUUGGAUGCCUUGUUCUCUUCUCGUCUCUCCCUUACAUUGGUAGAAGCCCUAGAUCAAAUAAGUAUAAGCAUCCCAACAUUGUUACCUACAAUUCAAGAUCGGUUACUUGACUGCAUUUCGACAAUACUUUCAAGAUCUCACCAGUCACGACCUUCAGUGGCCUCAAGUAGGGGACACGUUGCAAAUGCCACUCAACAAGUGCCAGAGCUUAGUGGUUCAGCUCUUGUUCAACUUGCUUUGCAAACUCUUGCUAGGUUCAACUUCAAGGGCCAUGAUCUUCUUGAAUUUGCAAAAGAGUGUGUUGUGUCAUAUUUGGAAGAUGAGGAUGGUGGAACAAGGAAAGAUGCAGCCUUGUGUUGCUCCAAACUGGUAUCAAAUUCUUUAUCUGGGAUCUCGUGCACACAGUUCACCUCUAGUAGGAUUAGCCGUACCAGUGGGAGGCGACGCCGGCUUGUUGAAGAGAUAGUCGAAAAACUGCUUAUUGCAGCCGUUGCUGAUGCAGAUGUCGCUGUCCGUCAUUCUGUUUUUUCUUCUCUGUAUGGUAAUGGCGGGUUUGAUGAUUAUCUGGCUCAGGCAGAUAGUUUGACUGCUAUAUUUGCUGCUCUCAAUGACGAGGAUUUUGAAGUUAGGGAGUAUGCAAUUUGUCUCGCUGGAAGGUUAUCUGAAAAGAAUCCAGCUUACGUUCUCCCAGCACUCCGCCGACAUCUUAUUCAACUGUUAACUUACCUAGAACAAAGUGCUGAUAACAAAUGCAAGGAAGAGAGUGCAAAGUUAUUGGGUUGCUUAAUCAGAAGUUGCGAGCGACUGAUUCUUCCAUAUAUUGCUCCUAUACACAAGGCACUUGUUGCCAAACUACGUGAAGGAACGGGAGUCAAUGCAAAUAAUGGCAUUAUUAGUGGCGUUGCUAAACUACGUGAAGGAACCGGAGUCAAUGCAAAUAAUGGCAUUAUUAGUGGCGUUCUGGUUACUGUUGGUGAUCUCUCCAAAGUGGGUGGUUUUGCAAUGAGGCAAUACAUUUCAGAACUGUUGUCCCUAAUUGUAGAGGCUUUACUAGAUAGUGCUGCUGCUACUAAACGUGAAGUUGCAGUUGCUACGCUUGGUCAGGUUGUACAAAGCACAGGUUAUGUCAUUGCUCCUUACAAUGAUUAUCCACUAUUGCUUGGUUUACUCCUAAAACUGCUAAAUGGAGAGCUGGCCUGGUCUACGAGACGUGAAGUUUUGAAGGUUCUUGGAAUAAUGGGUGCUUUGGAUCCUCAUGUGCACAAACGCAAUCAGCAAACCUUACCUGGACCGCAUGGCGAAGUUACUCGCACAGCUAAUGAUCCAGGUCAACAUAUAUGUUCAAUGGAUGAGUUGCCUAUGGAUCUUUGGCCAUCUUUUGCAACAUCAGAAGAUUAUUACUCCACGGUUGCUAUCAAUUCUCUCAUGCGGAUUCUUAGGGACCCUUCCUUGUCUAGUUACCAUCAAAAAGUUGUUGGAUCUCUCAUGUUCAUUUUCAAGUCAAUGGGGCUUGGAUGUGUCCCUUAUUUGCCGAAGGUUUUGCCGGAGCUCUUCAAUAUUGUUCGUACAUGUGAAGAUGGUUUAAAGGAGUUCAUAACAUGGAAGCUUGGGACACUGGUUUCAAUUGUUCGGCAGCAUGUUCGUAAACAUCUUCCAGAUAUGCUUUCUCUGAUAUCAGAAUUAUGGUCAUCCUUCUGCUCGUCCUCGGCUAAUCGAUCAGUUCAUAUUUCCGCAAUACUGCAUCUGGUGGAGCAACUCUGUCUGGCACUAAAUGAUGAAUUCAGAAAGUUUCUUCCAAAAAUACUUCCCUCUUGCAUUCAGUUUCUUAGUGAUGCUGAGCGGUCUAAUGAGUAUGAUUAUGUCCCCAAUAUUCUCCACACACUUGAAGUUUUUGGUGGUUCACUGGAUGAGCACAUGCAUCUUCUUCUUCCUGCUCUCAUUCGUUUGUUUAAAGUGGAUGCUUCAGUGGAAGUAAGGCGCGGUGCUAUCAAGACUCUAACAAGAUUAAUACCACGUGUACAGGUCAUUGGUCACAUAUCUGCUCUUGUACAUCAUUUAAAGCUUGUCCUGGAUGGCAACAAAGAAGAGCUUAGGAGGGAUGCUGUUGAUGCACUAUGUUGUUUAGCUCAUGCUCUUGGAGAGGACUUUACUAUAUUUAUUCCAUCCAUUCACAAGCUACUGCUGAAACAUCAUCUACAGCACAAGGAGUUUGAGGAAAUUGAAGGACACUUGAAAAGACGAGAGCCAUUGAUCCUUGGUUGCACAACUUCUCAAAGACUAAGCCGGCGGCUUCCUGUUGAGGUUAUCAGUGAUCCUUUGAGUGAUGGGGAGUUCGAUCAUUAUGAUGAUGGGAUGGAUGUGCAUAGGCAACUUAGAAGCCAUCAGGUGAAUGAUGGCCGAUUACGGACUGCCGGCGAAGCUUCUCAGCGUAGUACGAAAGAGGACUGGGCGGAAUGGAUGAGGCAUUUUAGCAUUGAACUUCUGAAGGAAUCACCAAGUCCAGCUUUAAGAACUUGUGCCAGACUUGCUCAACUACAGCCCUUCGUUGGACGGGAGUUGUUUGCAGCUGGUUUUGUUAGUUGCUGGUCAAAACUGAAUGAAGCCACUCAAAAACAGCUAGUACGGAGUUUAGAAAUGGCAUUUUCCUCUCCAAAUAUACCCCCUGAGAUCCUGGCAACUCUUUUAAACUUGGCAGAGUUUAUGGAACAUGACGAGAGACCUCUUCCUAUUGACAUACGUCUUCUUGGUGCUCUUGCAGAAAAGUGUCGUGCAUUUGCAAAGGCCUUGCAUUACAAAGAAAUGGAGUUUGAAGGUGCACGGUCCAAUAGAAGAGAUACAAAUCAAGUUGCUGUAGUUGAAGCACUUAUUCAUAUCAACAAUCAAUUACAUCAGCAUGAGGCAGCAGUUGGAAUAUUAACUUAUGCACAACAAAACUUGGGGGUUCAACUGAAAGAGUCAUGGUACGAAAAAUUGCAGCGAUGGGAUGAUGCUCUCAAAGCGUACACUGUUAAGGCAUCACAAGUGUCUAGCCCUCAUCUUGCUCUUGAUGCUACACUAGGAAGAAUGCGAUGCCUUGCUGCUUUAGCUAGGUGGGAAGAGCUUAACAAUCUUUGCAAGGAAUACUGGACUCCAGCUGAGCCAGCUGCUCGACUUGAAAUGGCACCAAUGGCUGCUAGUGCUGCUUGGAACAUGGGUGAAUGGGAUCAGAUGUCAGAAUAUGUUUCUCGGCUUGAUGAUGGUGAUGAAACUAAACUUCGAGUAUUGGGAAAUACUACUUCCAGUGGUGAUGGAAGUAGUAAUGGAACUUUUUUUAGGGCUGUGCUACUAGUUCGCCGGGGAAAGUAUGAUGAAGCACGUGAAUAUGUUGAGAGAGCAAGAAAAUGUUUGGCUACUGAGCUUGCUGCCUUGGUUCUUGAAAGUUAUGAACGUGCAUACAGCAAUAUGGUUCGUGUGCAGCAACUCUCUGAGCUAGAAGAGGUAAUUGAAUACUGUACACUUCCUGUUGGAAAUCCUGUUUCUGAGGGAAAGAGGGCCCUUAUUCGCAAUAUGUGGAAUGAUCGCAUAAAGGGCACAAAGAGAAAUGUUGAGGUUUGGCAAGCACUUUUGGCUAUCAGGGCUCUUGUUUUGCCUCCCACAGAAGACACAGAAACUUGGAUAAAGUUUGCCAAUCUUUGCCGUAAGAGUGGCAGAAUUAGUCAGGCUAGAUCUACUUUACUUAAACUCUUACAAUUUGAUCCUGAAACAUCUCCUGAAACGGUGAGGUAUCAUGGCCCACCUCAAGUGAUGCUAGCAUAUCUUAAAUAUCAAUAUUCACUUGGUGAGGAUCACAGGCGUAAGGAAGCCUUUAUUAGGCUGCAGGAGGUUGCAAGUGACUUGUCAAGAACAUUCCAACCAGCCAUGCAGCCUGGUUUGGUUACUAAUUCCAGUCCUCCGCUCAUUGCUCGUGUGUAUCUCAUACUUGGUACAUGGAAAUGGGCACUUUCUCCUGGUUUGGAUGACGAUUCGAUACAAGAGACUCUUGGCGCUUUUCGAAAAGCUACUCAUUGUGCGCCAAAGUGGGGGAAAGCAUGGCAUAAAUGGGCACUCUUCAAUACAGCAGUGAUGUCUCAUUAUACUUUGCGAGGCUUUCCCGGUCUUGCUGCUCAGUUUGUUGUUGCUGCUGUCACUGGCUAUUUUCACUCCAUAGCUUGCUCAGCGCAUUCUAAGGGAGUGGAUGAUAGUCUGCAGGAUAUACUUCGUCUACUCACUUUGUGGUUCAACCAUGGAGCUACAUCAGAGGUUCAAAUGGCAUUACAGAAAGGGUUCACACAUGUUAAUAUCAACACAUGGUUGGUAGUUUUACCUCAGAUAAUUGCACGAAUUCAUUCAAACAAUCACGCAGUCAGAGAGCUCAUACAGUCAUUACUAGUACGAAUUGGUCAGAGUCACCCACAGGCUCUGAUGUAUCCUCUGCUUGUGGCUUGCAAAUCAAUUAGCACUUUGCGUAGAGCGGCAGCUCAAGAAGUUGUUGAUAAAGUUAGGCAGCAUAGUGGUGUACUCGUGGAUCAGGCUCAACUUGUCUCAAAAGAGCUCAUCAGAGUCGCCAUAUUAUGGCAUGAAAUGUGGCAUGAAGCAUUAGAAGAAGCAAGUCGUUUGUAUUUUGGUGAACACAAUAUCGAAGGAAUGUUGAAGGUGUUAGAGCCAUUGCAUGAAAUGCUUGAGGAAGGGGCAAUGAGGAAUAAUACAACAAUAAAGGAAAAAGCUUUCAUUCAGGCAUACCGACAUGAACUAUUGGAGGCGUAUGACUGUUGCAUGAAGUACAGGAGAACAGGAAAUGAUGCUGGACUAACACAGGCAUGGGAUCUCUACUAUCACGUAUUUAGACGGAUUGAUAGGCAGCUUCAGGCAUUGACAACCCUGGAUUUGCAAUCUGUCUCCCCCGAGCUGCUAGAGUGCAGAAAUUUGGAGCUUGCUGUUCCCGGCACAUACCGCGCAGAUUCACCUGUGGUAACCAUUCUGUCGUUUGCACCCCAACUUGUUGUAAUUACAUCAAAGCAACGACCUCGCAAAUUGACUAUCCAUGGCAGUGACGGGGAGGAUUAUGCUUUUCUGUUGAAGGGACAUGAGGAUUUACGUCAAGAUGAACGUGUCAUGCAGCUUUUUGGCCUUGUCAAUACACUGCUGGAAAAUUCUAGAAAAACGGCAGAGAAAGAUUUAUCUAUUCAGCGAUAUGAUGUCAUUCCUUUGUCCCCAAAUAGUGGAUUGAUUGGAUGGGUUCCAAAUUGUGACACACUGCAUCAUCUCAUUCGAGAAUAUAGAGAUGCUAGGAAGAUUACCCUUAAUCAAGAGCAUAAGCUGAUGUUGGGGUUUGCUCCUGAUUAUGAUCAUUUGCCACUUAUUUCUAAAGUGGAAGUGUUUGAGUUUGCUCUGCAAAACACAGAAGGGAAUGAUCUUUCCAAAGUACUUUGGUUAAAGAGUCGCACAUCUGAAGUCUGGCUAGACAGGAGGACAAACUAUACCAGGAGUUUGGCUGUAAUGAGUAUGGUAGGAUACUUACUUGGCUUAGGAGAUCGACAUCCCAGUAAUCUCAUGUUGCAUCGAUAUAGUGGAAAAAUACUGCAUAUUGACUUUGGAGAUUGCUUUGAAGCUUCUAUGAAUCGAGAAAAGUUCCCAGAGAAGGUACCAUUUCGCCUCACCAGAAUGCUUGUCAAGGCAAUGGAAGUCAGUGGCAUUGAAGGAAACUUCCGUUCCACUUGUGAAAAUGUAAUGCAAGUUCUACGCACGAACAAAGACAGUGUAAUGGCUAUGAUGGAGGCCUUUGUUCACGACCCACUCAUAAACUGGCGUCUUUUCAACUUCAACGAAGUUCCUCAAAUGUCUACGCUACACACUCCUGCUGCAGUCAACAGCGAAGAAUCUUCUUCAAAGGAGCUACUUCAACCACAAAGAGGUGCCAGGGAGAAGGAAUUGCUUCAGGCUGUAAACCAACUAGGAGAUGCUAAUGAGGUUCUAAACGAACGUGCCGUGGCUGUAAUGGCUCGAAUGAGCAAUAAGCUCACUGGACGCGACUUCUCUACUUCACCCCCACCUAUUAGCUCUGCACAACAACAAAUAUUGGAUCAUGGCAACUUGAUUUCUGGCGAGACCCGUGAACCCGAUCACGGGUUAUCCGUCAAGUUUCAAGUCCAGAAGCUUAUUCUCCAAGCAACCUCACAUGAGAACUUGUGCCAAAACUAUGUUGGGUGGUGUCCCUUUUGGUAGGUAGACUGGUGAUGCUGCAAAUGUGUAUGAGUGUGUGUAUUCUUUGUAUUUUUUAUCUGUAAAUGAAUUCCAUGCAGCUUAUGUAUUAGCCUCUCAGAAGUUAUUUCAUGUACAAAAAGUUGCGAGGAAUAAUGUUUUGUUCAGAGUAGUAGGGUGUAGAAAGGCAAAAGGGAAAUGUGAUGUAAAUAAACAGUGUCAACUCUUGCCAGGUUGAAAAAGAAUCCCUCCUGUUCAGCUUAAAUAAGUUAUCCCAUAAUCU